AUGCCUCCAAAGAUGACUCCGGCGCAGCGUCACCGAUCACACAUCCUCGCUUCCAGCGUAGAGGCACAAGAGGCUGCGAUCAUGGAAUGGCGGGCAAAAUCACAGGAGGAUGAAAAGACAUUGCGUUGUAUCUCUUCAAAGAUAAAGGGGCAUAAAAAGUCUGUGGAAAAGACAAGACGUGGCGGUCGCUGGCUGGCUGAACAUAAUUCUCUUAACCGAGAAGCAAUUUCAUGUGAGUUGGAUUUUGAGAAGGCAUGGACUUCUUGUGCUGCUCUGUUGCCAGAGGUACUCUCAAGGGAGCGGGAUGGGCAAGAGUAUCGAUAUGCGGAGCUCCUAAAAAUGUUAGGAACACCUAUUCUGAAUCUACGUAAGCAAUUACACAGUUUAUCUCAAGAAAAGGGCAAUCAUAUAUUUGAGGAUUUAGAGACAAUGCGAAAAGAAUUAUUAGCACUACGAGAUCAUUUCUCUGAGGCCAAAAAAAUGGUGGAUGCUGAAGCAGAAGAUUUGCUUCAGAGACAAGGGACGGAGGAAGAAGGUGAGGAAAUGAGUCAAGAAAUGCCUUUGGAGGUUUUUCAUAAAGAGGUUCAAUCCACCAUGGACACCUUUGAAAGUCUCUGUGCUGAGAAGUGUGGGAAUGAACAUAAGGAUUUGAUAGAAACAUACCGAACUGCCAUUGAAACGGAAGUAGAAAAUGCCAAAUCUCAGUUACUUCGUAUUAAAGGGGCAAGUACUGCAAAUAUCUUUCCAACGGGAGAUCUUCGUACAGUCUCUUUGAUAAUGAAAACGUUUAAUAGUGUGCCUGAAACUGGAGGAGAGACAUCAACCGUUUCCGAAGAUCUUUAUAAUAACAUUCAUCAAAUUCUUCCCCAUCUCCCUCGCACAUCCCUGCGGCUUGUUGUGGACGAGGUCCUACGGCAAAAGCGGGAACGCGUACAAGUGCGGUCUAUCAUGCUUUACUACAGACGGAAGAUAUCUGAACUGCUUGAGUCUUUUGAGAAGGCUAUUGCCGCAGAGGAGGAAAUUGUGAAGUUGCAGGUUUCUAUUCAAGAAGAAAGUAGAUUACGUGGGGAACGUCAACAAAAGACACAUGAGGAGUUGGCUCGACUCCGCGCCUUACGUGAGGAAAGAGAUGCCAUUCGUCGUAAUGAAGAAGAGGCGAAGAGAAUGGAAGAAGAGAAAAAACAACAAGAAAUACUUCGUAUUCGUGAAGCUGAAUUUCAAGAACGUCUGAAACGAUUGCAGUUAUAUCAAGAACAACAAAAACUUCUUCAGGAAAAAGAACGAGCCGUUCAACAGGCAGCGGCAGAAGAAGAAGAACUAAAAAAGAUGAUGCAGAGGGAACAUAACGCCAAACGUGUAGAGGAAAGACGCCUGGAAUAUGAGGAAAAAUGUCGUCAGCGGAAGAAACAUCAACAAGAAGUAGAGGAACUUAAAGCAGCUCGUGAGAAAAACCUCGAGAAUUUCUUUAAGGGAGUUGAACGACGAUUAGGCGUUACAUCUGAUCCGGAAAGAGUCCUGCAGGGAACUGUUUCGAGUCAACAGAGUGUUCCUUUUGUUUCUUCUUCACAGGCGGCUAAAGUUACAGUUAAUGGAUACACAAUGAAUGAUGUGAUGAGGGACCCACGGUUUCGCCUUCAAAUCGCAUUGAUGGAAGCAGGAUUACACCAAACUCCUUACGGGAGAGAAGUUAUGUGCAGAGGCUUUCACGUACCAGCAGCACAGCGACCUAGUGAUGAAAAUCCAUUCCGCAUGAAGUAUUAA
This is a messenger RNA of Trypanosoma theileri, 1761 nucleotides long. RefSeq names its product coiled-coil domain protein. The record is from RefSeq and is a predicted model, not a curated record. The coding region runs from base 1 to 1761 and encodes 586 amino acids. NCBI's taxonomy places the organism in Eukaryota, Euglenozoa, Kinetoplastea, Trypanosomatida, Trypanosomatidae. The transcript has a single exon.